UAUGCAGUCAGCAUGUCCAGCAGAGUGUGCUCUGGGCUCAUGGCCGGGGUUUACAUGGUGGGGAUAGCAGAUGCUUUGGUCCACACAACAUUAGCAUUCCGCUUAUGUUUCUGUGGGUCCAAUGAGAUUAACCAUUUCUUCUGUGAUUUACCUCCUCUCUUCUUCCUUUCCUGCUCUGAUACGUGGAUCAAUGAGCUGGUGAUAUUCACCAUUUUUGGCUUCCUUGAACUGAGCUCCAUUGCAGGAGUUCUUGUGUCUUAUUGUUAUAUUAUUCUAUCAGUUUUGAGGAUACCCUCUGCCGAGGGACGGUUCAAAGCUUUCUCAACCUGCACCUCCCACUUAACUGCUGUGGCCAUUUUCCAGGGAACUGUGCUCUUCACGUAUUUCAGGCCAAGCUCUUCUUACUCUCUAGAUCAAGACAAGAUUACCUCAUUGUUCUACACCCUUGUCAUUCCCAUGUUAAACCCCCUGAUUUAUAGCCUACGGAACAAGGACGUGAAAGAGGCUCUGAAAAAACUGAAAACUAAAAGGUGUUUUUAA
Messenger RNA from Hipposideros armiger (great roundleaf bat), 540 nucleotides. Its product is annotated as olfactory receptor 5W2-like. Gene Ontology annotation, biological process: G protein-coupled receptor signaling pathway. NCBI's taxonomy places the organism in Eukaryota, Metazoa, Chordata, Mammalia, Chiroptera, Hipposideridae. Gene Ontology annotation, cellular component: membrane. The annotation marks the transcript as partial. The transcript has a single exon. Gene Ontology annotation, molecular function: olfactory receptor activity. The record is from RefSeq and is a predicted model, not a curated record.